This is a messenger RNA of Beta vulgaris subsp. vulgaris (sugar beet), 903 nucleotides long. Its product is annotated as transcription factor SRM1-like. NCBI's taxonomy places the organism in Eukaryota, Viridiplantae, Streptophyta, Magnoliopsida, Caryophyllales, Amaranthaceae. The transcript is spliced from 2 exons. Bases 1 to 903 code for a protein of 300 amino acids. The record is from RefSeq and is a predicted model, not a curated record. Gene Ontology annotation, molecular function: DNA binding.
AUGAUCACAAAACCACCAUUAUCACCUUACUCUGAGCCCUGGAGUUUUAUAGAAAACAAACAGUUCGAAGCAUGUCUAGCCGAAGGUUACCUCGAUAUCGAGGACGAGUCAACUCGGUGGCUUCAAAUCGCUCAACGACUCGGAGGUAAGAGGACCCCAGCAGAGAUUAAAAAUCACUACUGUAAACUUGCCUACGACGUCGAGUCGAUUGAAAGCGGCCGAGUUCCUCUCCCGAGUUACAGUGGCUUAUACAACUCGGACGAUAACUCGGAAGACGAUGACUCAAAAGACGAUGACUUGAAAGACGAUAAAUCAUGUAAGUCAUCAGCAAGACCAAAGAAACAAGGUUUUCAAUGGAGCAUAGAGGAACAUAGGUUGUUUUUAGUAGGCUUGAAAUAUUAUACCAAGAGUGACUGGAAAAGCAUUGCAAGGGACUUCGUAGUAACAAGGUCACCAACUCAAGUUGCUAGUCAUGCUCAAAAGUACUUUGAUCGCAAUGACCCAGAAAAUAUAAAGAAACGAAAGAGAUCAAGCAUCCAUGAUAUUACUGUAAACGAUGAUGCAGCUUUGCAAAAGCUCCACAAAAAAGGCCUUCUUCCUACUCAUAUAUUUGAUAAGCUUCGAUCGAAAUCUCACGUCGAACAACCACCAGCAGGAAUAGAGAUUAAGCAAGAGCAUAGUAAUGAACAAGUGAACAACAACAAUAAUAGUAUUUCUCCAAACUACCAACUUCAAAUGCCUCAAGUUGUACAUUAUUGUGAACAAGUGAACAACAACAAUAAUAGUAUUUCUCCAAACUACCAAGUUCAAACGCCUCAAGUUGUACAUUGUGAGCAAGUGAGCAACAGCAUUUCUCAAAGCCAAUAUCAGCCGCGACCGCCGCCACUGCCCCACCAUUGUUAG